CCGGGAGGGGGAUUUUGAACCGCUGAACAGCUGAUGUCUGCUGUUCAUAGCGGUUCAUUACACUUACCCAGGACGGCUACAAAGUAGCCGCCAUCGCCGUGCAGAUCCACCGGAAGUCCAGACUCUUCAGUCAAUCUUAGCGAGCGUCAGAAAGGGAGAUUUCCUGAUGUCUAUAGAUCUGACGGAGGCCUACCUUCACAUCCCAAUCCUGCCGGAGCACUGAAGGUUUCUCAGGUUCUACCUAGCAAGGCAUUAUUAUCAAUACAGAGCUCUUCCCUUCGGCCUGUCCUUGGCCCCCAGAGUAUUCACAAAGGUUCUGGCGACCCUUGCUACACACCUGCAGACUAAUCCGGUGCGCAUCCAGUGCUACCUGGACGACAUUCUCAUUCAGUCCUCAUCAGUUCAGGCGGCAUAGGCAGACAUAGCACUGACCCUACAGGUUCUUCAGAACCAUGGGUUCUCAAUAAACUUUCAGAAGAGUCAAAACUGUCCCAUCGACCCGUCUUCUUCAUUUGGGAGUAGUAAUAAACACAUUAAGGUGCGAGGUCUACCUCUCUCGAGAACACAGGAACAGCAUUCAAGCCCUGGUCGGGCUAAUCCGAAGAAGGUGGACCACCACACUGGCCACGCUCUCCAGCUUACUAGGGAAGAUGAUAUCAUGCAUAGCGAUCAUGCUGUGGGCACGGCUACACUCCAUAGACUUGCAAUGGUUCCUACUCCCAUUCCAGAAAGAGGGAACCGGCACCUCCAACCAAAAAGUGGGUACCACCAGGAGUCAUAAAUUUGCUAAAGUGGUGGUUGUCUCCAGCCAUGACAAGGAGACACAUGUUCAAGGAGACCGUCCGAGUCACCCUGACCACAGUCGCCAGCCUAUUCAGUUGGGGAGCACAUCUUCAAUCCAAGGGCCAAUGAUCCAAGGGGGACCUGAAACACAACAUAAACUGGUUGGAGCUCAGAGCCGUACAUCUGGCUCUCCAUCAUUUCCACAGCGCAGUGACGGAUCAACACGUUCUAGUGCUUACGGACAACGUGGUGGCCAAAGCCCACAUCAACCGUCGGGGGCACGUGGUCGAGGGCCCUCAUGACUGAGACCAAAUUGCUGGGAACCUGGGCCGAGAACAACCUAGCCUCUCUCAGGGCAGAGCACAUAUCAGGAGAAGCAAAUCAACAAGUGGAUUCUCUGAGCAGGGCAACAAUAGACCACUCAGAGUGGAGCCUACACCCUACUCUCUUCAGGGAAGUAUCAGCCCGGUUUGGUCAUCCAGUACUGGACCUGUUUUCAAGCCCCAAGAAUGCUCAGCUCCCAAGAUUCUUCUCCCGCUUCCCGCUUCCCGUCUCCAGGAGCGGAGAGAGCAGAUGCCCUCCAGGUACAUUGGCCGGAGGGGUUACUAUAUGCCUUCCCUCCGCUUCCUCUGAUUCAGGCAACCAUCAGGAAGAUAUUGCAGGAACAAGCAGAAGUGAUACUCAUUGCACCGCACUGGCCAAGACGACUGUGGUUUGCCGACCUCGUAAGUCUCUCCAUGGAGGAUUCCGCACGAUCAAAUCUCCCUCAGUCAGGGGGCGCUACUCCACCCAGAACCACAGUGGCUCCAAUUAACCGCCUGGCACUUGAGCGGAGCCUCCUAGAAAGGGAAAGCUUUUUGCAGAGAGUCAUUAGGACACUUCUGGCCUCAAGAAGGUCCUCAACCAACAGAAUUUACGACUCCACUUGGAGAAAUUAUUACAGCUGGUGCACAAGGCAUCAGCUAGACCCUCUUAGUAUUUCUAUCCUGAGGAUCUUAGACUACCUAGCAGAGGGUCUGGACAAGGGCUUGGCACCAAACACAAUUCAUAGGCAGGUGGCCGCCCUAUUCUAUAUCCUUACAUAUGGCAACUCUGAACCACUAGCCAAACACCCGGCAGUGCGGGUUUUCAUUAAGGGCGCAACAAACAGCAGACCACCCGUGGUACACAGAUAUCCCUCCUAGGAUCUGUCCAAGGUCCUGCAAGCCAUUACCUCACCUCCAUUUGAACCUGUCAGGACAUGCACAUUACAAUUUUUGACCCUUAAAGUCGCAUUCCUGAUCGCAGUCACUUCAGCUAGGCGCAUUUCAGAGUUGACAGCACUAUCAGAGAGCAUCUCUGUACCUUCCACAUAGACAGGGUGGUCCUAUGAUUAGACCCCUCCUUCAUUCCCAAGAUUAACUCCCUGUUUCACAGAACACAGGAGGUGGUGCUACCAGAUUUUUGCCCUCAGCCCUCCCAUGAAUUGGAGCGCAAAUGGCACACCUUAGACGUUCGGAGGGCCUUAAGGCAAUACAUUAAGCAAACAGCACCCUUCCGCAAGUCAGAGGCCCUGUUCGUUUCCUUCCAUUCACACACAAGGGGCCAAAAGGUCACAGCUUCCACAAUCGGUAGAUGGAUCAGGAAGUGCAUAGCAGUGGCAUACCAGGGACAUCACUAGUAGUCCCCAGACAAAUCACCGCACACUCCACUCGCAGCGCUGCCACCUCAGCAGCUUGGGCGACUCAGGCACUGAUUGAGAAAAUAUGUAGGGCGGCGACGUGGGUGUCGUCUUCCCCCUUCAUAAGACACUACAAGUUAGAUAGGUUCACAUCUGCGGAGGCCUCAUUUGGCAGGAGGGUCCUCCAGUGCUUAGUACCAGAAAGUGGGACACAGGCCCAGACUGCUCCCCACCCACAGGGACAGUGAGGCUUUGGUACGUCCCAUUGGUGGAUUCUCCACUCGUCAUGCUGGAGAAGGGGUGUUGUCUUACCUGAACGCCUUUUCUCAGCAUGAUGAUGGAGAAUCCACUCCCACCCUUAGGGCCAGUCAGGUCCAGUGCAGGGAAGAGGAUUGAGCCAACAAACAAAAUCUUAGUCAGCAACUUCGCCUCAGUCGAGAACUGGGGAAUGGAGGUCCCAGGAAGAGGCGGAGCAAAAUUGGCUGACUUAGUCUACGGGCAGAAGACAAGCAUAACCCAUUGGUGGAUUCUCCAUCGUCAUGCUGAGAAAAGGCGUUCAGAUUCUUUUGUCUCAAACUAUGCCAGAGAUGACAGAGAAAGCUCCUCUUAAGAAGCAGCACCGGAAGAAAAACCGUGAAACUCAUAAUGCAGUGGAGAGGCAUCGAAAGAAGAAAAUCAAUGCUGGUAUAAACCGAAUUGGUGAGCUAAUUCCAUGUUCCCCUGCACUGAAACAGAGUAAGAACAUGAUUCUUGAUCAAGCAUACAAAUAUAUAUCAGAAAUGAAAAAGCAAAAUGAUGAACUCCUAUUGAAUGGAGGAAACAAUGAACAAGCUGAAGAAAUAAAAAAACUCCGGAAGCAAUUGGAUGAACUCCAGAAAGAAAAUGGACGCUACAUAGCAUUAUUGAAAGCCAAUGACAUUUGCCUUUAUGAUGAUCCUACCAUCCAUUGGAAAGGGAAUCUUAAAAAUUCAAAUGUUUCUAUUGUAAUUCCGAAUGAUCAGAUGCAAAAGAAGAAAGAAAAUCUGAAAAAUACAAAUAUUUCUGUUGUUAUCCCCAAUGAUCAACUGCAAAAGAAUAUCAUUGUAUAUUCCAAUGGCAGCCAGUUUGGUGGAAGUAACCAGGGGGCAUCUGUCCAAGGAAUAACUUUCAAUAUAGGACAUAAUUUACAGAAACAGACAGCUAAUGUUGUUCCUGUCCAGAGGACUUGCAACACUCCUGCAACCAUUUCUAGUAUUUAUUCAACAGCAAUCAAAUCAGGUAUUCAGACUUCAGUUUCAUCAUUAGUAUCAGGCCUACCAAAUGCAGACAAAAAAACUCUUGAGCAAUCUACCUCUGAGAACAAGCAGGGCACGUCUGUCUGUACGAGUGCUGCCAGUUCUGUGAAUACCUCACAGCUAGUAAGACUGCAGAGUGGAAAACAGAUUUUAUCACAAGAUGAGAAUGACACCUCCAAAUCUAAAAAUAAUCAAGGGAGUUUGAAGCUGAUUGAGAAAGCAAGUGUACUAAGCACCAACCUUUCUUCCAAUGUUAGUGUAGAUGUGCUUCAUUGUCAACAAGCAAAUAUACCACCAGAAGUGAGUUCAAAACGUAGGUCUCUAGGAAGCUGUGUAUCUUCUGCAGCUGACCCAACCUGUGCUGCAUCUAUUGGUGGAAAGGCAUCCACAGAAAAGGUCUUCAAAACCCUAGUUGGUGGAGCUCCAGAAGGAGAAGCCCCAAAGGCUGUGACAGAAUUGAAUAUAGUGCCUGCUACUAGUGUAGAGAAAUGGCCUUUUCCCAGUUCUUCAGGUGUUGGCAUUCCAGAGUCAAAAAGCAUUGGUAAUCUUAUGAGAAUCACUUCAGCUGGAAACACCCAAACCACGUGGACUACAUUGCAGCUAGCAGGAAGUACUGUCCAGCCUCUAAAUCAUACUCCAUCCAAUAUAAUGACAGCCCUUCUAAAUGAGCCAAUUAAUGGUGCUAGUAUUCUAGCUUCUACUCCAAACAAGAUUCUGGCCAGUGCUGAUGGUUUAAAUAACCCUCUAAUUCCAGAUGAACACCCAGCUGACCAAUUGGUUGUUACCUUGCCUUCCUAUCCAUCUUUACCUAUUCAGCCACUAAUUAGUAAGACACAAACUAGAGCGCAAAUUACAAGCAGCCUGCUUCCCCUAAAUCCAGCCAUGCAAGUGAUUCAAGUAUCUCAGCCAAUGACCUCUCCUAUCAAUACAUCACCUAUUAAUCAGAACAUUGUAAUUCUCCAGCCUCCUAAUGCUAAUUCCUGUCCUCCAGUGCUGAGAUCUGAACUUCCAAAUCAGACCGUUAGUCAACAGAUUGUAAUAAUACAAACUGCUAAUCCAAAUCCUCUCUCUUUUCUCUCAACACCAUCAGUUGUUAAAAUGCCUGUGAAUGGAACAAAUGCUGGCAAUCUUAUACAAAGUGCCUCUGGCCCUCAUAUGUUUGGUGGGAAACAUCUUGUUCAUAUUUUACCAAGGCCCUCCUCUUCAACAUCAUCUUGCCUGACACAAACAUUUUCCGUUUCAAUGUGUAAUCAAAAGCUUCCACAGACCAUUUCUUUAAAUGGACAGUUGUUUGCAUUAAAGCCUAUGAAAUCCUGUUCUGGAGAUUCAGAUCAAAACCCUAUGCAAAUUAUUCAGCCUACUACCAGUGAAGAUCCAAAUACCAACAUUGCCCUCAAUGCAUUUGGUGCUUUAGCUAACCUCAAUCAAAGCAUAUCACAAAUGGCUGGCCAAAGCUGUCAACAAGUGUCUGGCAAUCAAUCUAUCAACCCCAAAACUGUGAGUAGCCAAACCACACCAACAACUCCUGCUUUGCUAACAGUGACAAUACCUUCCUCUUCAGCUGCUGAGAAUUCUAGAUUAACCUGUACUUCAACGUCACUAGAUAUUUCUCCCCCCAAAGUUGCUGGUUUGGAUUCAAAGUGGUCUAAUAAAAAUUCAGGUACUAAGAAAACUUCAGUAGCCAGCAAUAACCUUGCAUGUCAAGUAGAUCUUAACAAAGAAUGCAAAAAAAAUGAUAGAAAUGUGGUAACUGCAUCUGAACAUUCAGGAAGUGACAUAUUGCUUGAAAAUAUGCCUGUUGUUUUGCAGUGCUUAGCUGUACCACAGGCAAACUGUAGAAUAACACCAAAUGCUUCUGAUUCUCAUCCCAAAGAUAGACUGAGAACUGAACAGAACAUGGAAUCUACCCUGACACCUGACUUGAAUACAGCUGGAGUGCCUAGAUCAUUGUCCCUUGAAUCAUCCUUAUUGGGUCAAUUUGAGGUAGUUCCUGGGAUUUCCAAAGUCCGUGCUUCUCCACCUCUUCAAAUAUGUCAAUCUCAAGCCAACUUAACAGCAAAUUCUAAGUUAUCAGAAUUGUCCAAAUGUAUAUCCACCAGUCCUUUACUGCCCUCUUCUUCGGAUUCUCCCGUGACAAUUUCUCAAAUUUCUGAGACGUCGGUGUCAAAUAGAGAAACAAAUGUGGAAAAUGUUCCCAGAACAGAGGUCUCAGAGAUCUGCAGGAUGGAACAAAAUUGUUCCAUAGUAAUGCAAGCCUCAGAUUUAUUGGAAGAACAGGGCCUAACCAAAAUGUUCUCAGAGUUUAAUAAAGUAGGAGAUGUACAAAAAUCCUUUUCAGUCCAAGUAGAGCACCCCAGUUUUUGUAUCCAAAGCACGAAAUCAAAUAUUAGCUCAAAUGAUAAUUUGGGAAGGAAACAAGAAGAACUUUUGCUGAUAAACGCUGAAGAAGAAAAUCUCACACCGUCUAAUUCUUGCACCUCCGACCAGGAAGCAAUCACUGCUAAUAGGCAAGUAGACUCCCCCAUGUCAACUAGUUCAGCUAGCAGUUGUGGCUUUUCUGUUGCAUCCAUGUUGCCAGAUACAUGUAGGGGAAAUGUUUCUAGCAACACUUUGGUGAACACACAUAGUACCUGCACAUUUUCAGAGCAAACAGAUAUUGUAGCACUGGCUGCAAGGGCAAUUUUUGACCAAGAGACUCUUGCAAAAAAUACAGGAACAGUGUCAGGAAGCUCUGUUUCCAAGGGUAGUAAAGUAGCAUCUUUAGGAAGAGACCAACCAUUCAAAGCCCAUCCAAUUAAAAACACUAAUCAAAUGGAAACAGGGCCAAACAAUUUCAGUACCCAGAAUUCAGUGCAAAUAAACAUUGAGUUGUCUACAGAGAAAAGUUAUUCUAUUGGUCUGGAAAUGUCUGAUACAGCUUUGCAGAUUCCUAGUCCACAAUCCUCAAGCGCCUCAAGCUUGAGUGUAAAUAAUCUCAUACAUCCAACUUGCAUCAUACAACCUCCAGUAAGCUGCUCAGGUGUACCAUCAUCUUCUGAUCAAACAGCUGUUUCUGUAUCUGGGACUCCAUCUGUGCCUGCUAAUUCAUAUAUGACUCAGUCUCCAGGACAUUCUCCAAGGUUGUUGGCAGAGUAUCCUUCAGAACAGUUAUCUGCUCUUCAGACUAGCACGAUGCAAGGUCCACAGAUAUGUGAACCACAUUUAAAGCAGCAAAGACAAGAAAGCCGCAAAGAGUCAACCAAGCGUUCUGUUCAAGAUGAUCAUAUGCUUUCUGCAUCAAAGAGGCAGAAACAUUGCCAGACAGCACCUCUACAACUCGAAGACAUGGCUCUGUUGAAUCAAACAGCUGAUGAGGAUCAAAAUCAAAUCCGUGUGAAUCAGAUCCCCCCCAACUCUAAUCUUGCAGUAUCAGUGAGUAGUCAAGGACAUACCAAUGGCCAUAACAGGUUAUUUCAAGCCAGCAAUUUUGUGUCACCUACUUCAAGGCAAGUUGAAGUUCAGUGUAAUUCUCAUCCACCGAUCUUAGAUCAAGCAGGACAACAUCUGCAGCCUAUCCAACAUGCUCUGUCUCAAGGUAUGGCUCAUCUUCAGGCUAAUCAACCAUACAUAAAACCACAGCAACAGCAGGCUGGACAGCUAAGAGAAAGGCAUCAGUUGUAUCAACUUCAGCAUUAUAUUUCUCCUGCAGAAAGUUCUAUACACUCUCAAGUCCAUAUUGCCCAUCGGCAACGAAUAUUGCAUCAAGAGGCACAGCUGCAGAAAAAGAGAAGCCUCAUUCAAGCCACUCAGCCCACCACACUUACUUUACAGCAGAAGCAUCAUGGAAAUGACCAGUCACGGUCAAAGAGUAGCCAGCCACAUCCCCAUCACUCUCAGAUUCAACAGUUGCAGCAGCAUUACCCUUCUUCCCAGCCUGAGAAGAAUUGUGAGAAUCCUGCUUUGAGUAGAACUCAUAACCAUCCACGGACCCAUCCAGGUCAGGAUGUUCUGCAUCAGCAGUCAGCAGAUGUGGGCAGCAGACAACCUGGUUCUGGAGUUCCUUCUGAACAUGUCUCAGGACAUAGUCAGAUGCAUAGACUGUUGACCUCUAGGGCUUUGGAGCAGCAGAUAGUGUCACAACCUAGUAUUGUCACCAGACCAGAUGUUCCCUGUCUCCCUCAUAGGCAAGAAAGAAACAGAGUUAGUAGUUACUCUGCAGAGGCACUUAUUGGGAAGUCUUCAUCUAAUUCAGAACAUAGGCUAGGAGUAUCCAUGCAGAGCUUCAAAGUUUCAGAUCAUCUUGAGAUGAGAAACUAUGCCGAUGUAUCUAGGAAUAAAGAACUAGUAAUUCAUAAUACACAGAGUCGUGUAUCUGUAGAUCAUUCACUUGGAUCAGAUAUUCAAAGGCUCUCUGAGUGUCAGACAUUCAAAAUGAAUGCCAUUAAUCAACAGACUACAGGUAAUUUUGAUGUGCAAUCUUCAAGAAGUAAUGAAAUAAGUAACUCUCUCAGGGGUAUGCAGACACAGAGUUUUCGACUUGCCCAAAAUGCUGGACCACCAAUAGACAGACAAAAGAGGUUGUCUUAUCAACCAGUUCAAAGCCUUUCAGCAGGAAAUCCUCUCCCUCCCCGAAGAGACAAUGAGAAUACAUGCCACCAAGGAUUCAUGCAAAGUUUACUUAUUCCUCAUCUUGGAGAUCAAGCUAAUGGAAACCAAAGACCAAUUUCAGAUCAUCAGAGAAAUCCACAGUGUGCCAGUUCCUCAAAUGUGGACUAUAAUUGUGCCCCAGCAAGAGAAAUUAUUCAUAUUCGGAGGGAAGGUGAUGACCAGAACAGAGAAAGUUGUGAUAUGUCUCUUGGUACUAUUAAUGGUAGGAACAAUGCUUUAACUAUUCCCUUCUCAAGUUCUUCUGGAGAUAUUCAAGGCCGUAACUCAAGUCCCAAUAUUUCUAUCCAGAAAUCUAAUUCCAUGAGAAUAACAGAGAGCCAUGGAACAAAAGGUCACAUAAAUGCCUCAGCUUCUAGCAAUGUACAUGGAGCUACACGUCCUCUUCACUAUGCAUCAGUCUCUCGUGGGAAUGCUGACCAGGUUCCUCCAUCUGUUCGUCAAACCAAUUCUUCAGCCAGUGAUCGAUCGAGACAUCCUUUGCAAGAUAACGGUGGCUCUAAAAUUCGCCCGUCUGAAAGGAAUCGUUCUGCAAAUCAGAGACAUGGGAACGUGUUUGAACCUUCUCUUCCUCAGCUCCCUUUAUCCGCUGGUGGAGGAAUGAUCCUUGGUCGACAGCAGCCUACCCUUGAAAAAAGGGGCAGCAUUGUACGAUUCAUGCCUGAAGGGCCACAUGUGUCUCAUGACAGCACAGCUGCUGAUCAGCACACUUUGUCUCAAAAUUUUGGAUUUCCUUUUAUUCCAGAAAGUGGAAUGAAUCCCCCAGUAAAUGCUAACACAUCAUUUAUUCCACCAGUAACUCAAGCCAACGCUACCCGAACAGCAGCACUGAUUCCAGUUGAUCCUCAAAAUACAUUGCCAUCUUUCUAUCCACCAUAUUCUCCUGCACAUCCCUCCCUGUCUAAUGACAUUUCAAUUCCUUAUUUUUCUAACCAAAUGUUUUCUAAUCCAAGUACAGAGAAGCCAAAUGGUGGAGGUUUAAACAAUCGAUUUGGUUCUAUUUUGUCACCCCCCAGACCAGUUGGUUUUGCUCAGCCAAGCUUUCCCCUUUUGACAGAUAUGCCUCCAAUGCAUGUGGCCAAUUCAUCACACUUGUCCAAUUUUAAUUUGACUUCUUUAUUCCCAGAAAUAGCUACAGCUCUUCCUUCAGAUGGAUCAGCAAUCUCGCCACUGCUCUCCAUAGCAAAUACAACUGGUUCUGAUUCUUUGAAACAAUCAUCAAACCGGCCUGCCCAUAAUAUAAGCCAUAUUCUAGGUCAUGACUGCAAUUCAGCUGUGUGAAAAGAAUGGGAAGGGAAUGAAUUUUUUUGAAUGCCCAUUUUUAUAUAUGUAAUGCAUAUAUACUUGUAUAAAUGUGGAUUUAUCAUUUGUAAAAAUACCAUUUAUAACAAUCACUCUGAAUGGUUUUAAUUGCAGGUUAUUCUUGGGCCUAUACAUAAACACUCAGAUUGCUAAUUUAUGCAUCUCUAAGUGCAAACUAGUUGUUAAAAGUUUAACCUCUUUCAGCAGCUUAUGAUAAUGUGACACUCUUUACCCUUCUGUCGUUACCAUGUCUAUGAAAAAUGGGACUAGGGAAACAAACUGAAGAAUUGCAUUUAGAAUCCUUGGAAAGUAACAUUUUGCACAAGAUAUAUGGAGAAAAUUUAAAUUGCUUUUAAAAAUUGGUAUAAACAUCUCUAUGCUAUAAAUUCUUCAGUUUCAACUUAAUGCCAUGCUUAGUUUCUGAUGACCUCUAUGAAAUUGUAUGGAAACAUUGCUUCAUUUUCAAGAUUUCUAGUUAGCAGGAAUAGUAGUAGUAAUAUAGUAAUUUCUUCCCACUCAGUAUAGAUUUCAUUCUUUUUACCACUGAUUAAUAUACUGUGUGCUUUCUCAGGUAUUGGUUUUUCGUUGUUUAAAACCCUCUUAGGAAAUUUUCUCCCCCCUCCUCCCCCUUUUUUAACAUUUAUUAUUUCAAAUUUCCUCUAGUAAUAAGAAACUAGUAAUGUUGAUAUAUGAGGCUAUAAAAAUGAACAGGUGUUAUAGUAGUCUGUAGGCAAAUUGAUUACAUACAUAGACAUACUUUUAUCAAGUCAGAGGAAUUAUGAUGAGAGGAAAAAAAGAAGCACAUGGUGUUUAGUGGAAUGGUAGUCUUGAUAGUAUAAGAUGAGAAUGGAAAUAGUCACGCACACCCCAUAGUUGAUUUAGCAUUCCAAAACACUUGAGUCAGGGAACGAGGGAAUAUUUCUGUCAAGAUCAAAACAUACAUUUUAGUACACCACUUUGAUUUCUUUAAAACACUAUUAUUAUUUCUAUUUGUCUCUCCACACAGCUGAUGACAAAAAUAUAGCAUCUACACGUCAUUGUCUAACCUAUUAUUCUGAUAAGCUGCUAAUUCUUUGUUUCUGUUUCUUUUUAUAAGGUCCUGCAAAGCAAGAGUUUCAAUCAUCUCCUUUGUGAGAUAACAUACAACUUGAUUCUAAAAUGGGGAUCUUAGUAUUUCUUAGACUUUAGCAAAGCACUAAGCUGAAGUAACUGAAAAUCUACAGCUCUGUUUUAGGAUUAAGCUCUGUCUUAAUGUCUUCAGCGUAUUAAGAGUGUUCCAGGACAUGCUAACUCUUGUGAGGGAAAAAGCCGAGAGAAUUCUGAAUUGAUUAAAAAAACAAUAAAUACAAUACAGUAGGGUGAAUAUUCAUAAACUCAGCUUUCUGGCCAUCUAAUAGUUGUAUCUUACAAUCUUACUAUAUUAUUUGGAAUGUGAAACCACAUGGAGAUGACUUUUCUAGAGCAGCUCAAUUUGAGGCCAUUUGUUUUUGAUGGCAGGAAGAAAGUCUUCCUACUAUGAGUGGCCAGAAAUAUUUGCUCUUAAAUGUAUUCCCCUGUAUUUCCAGGGUUUACUGGAUUAGAGUUUUUGCAGAACAUGCUAACAGAUCAAAGAGUUCAUACAAAAAGGGCCAGAUAGUUUAUUGUUUUACUUUCUUUUCCUCCCUUUUAUUAGAUGGCUAUGCAGCUGUUUACAGAAAAUAAUUUCCUAUAAUCAUAUUCCAAGGACUGAAAAAAAACAACAGGUACUCUUCUUAACCAAUUUAAAUGCAUAACAAGUGAAUGAAACAGUCGGAAGUGAAUUGGACAAAAAUAUAUUGACCAGCAGAGGAAAUCAGUUUCUUGAAGAAUUUUUCUAUGCAAUAAUGAGUGCUUUUAUGAUUUCUGAGUACAGUAUUAAAAGUUUUUUCUGAAAAUGUAUUGGAAGAGUCUGAUGCACAGAUGAAAAGAAAAUGCAAGUAAAUGGCAGGGUAUUUAAUUAAAUAGGAGAACCCGUAUUCCCUUUCAUUGAGUCAGUUGUACAACAAAGGAACCCUUGAUUGAAGGAUAUGAUAUUCUGCAUAUUGGUUUGUGUAAAUUUUUUAUGACAAAAAAAGUAUUCAGACUUUCACUAUGUAUUCAUAUAAACCAAUAGCUACUUUCUGAGCAUUUAUCAGUAUUUCUUGUUAGAAAUUUUGGUAGAUGUCAGUAUAGACUAUUUCUACUAUUUUUCAAGUGUAUUUUCAUGGGGAAAUAUAUUUUCAAUAUAUCGCUUGCAGUGGUAAAAGUGCUAUUGUAAAUAAAUUACCUUAGUUUUGAUUAUUAACAUAUUGUGCUUAGCAAAAGAGCAUCAGCUGCCUAAUGAGAGUCCAUGCACUCUGCAAAUCCUAUUUUUUUUUUCUUAUUUCAGGUAAGAGUGCCCUUUAGUUAAAAAAAAGGGGAAUGAAGAAUCUUAAACUAUUUCAGGAUUCUAACUUUAAUACAAAUUUCCCAUUGUAUGAUCUCAUAAAUUCUGUGAUCUUUAUCGCAUUGUCUUAUUGACACUGAUGUGAUUUGAAGCUUCUCAUAUGCUAGAGAAGCACAUAAAGCAUAGGAUGCCAAUUUUUAGAUGCAUGAGGAAUUGAUCUUUUCUUAUUGCUAAGAUGUUAUAGGGCGCAAUAGUGGCUGAACCAGUUGAAAACAUGGAAGGUAUAGAUCACGUGGGAUGUAUUGUAUAUAAUACCUUAGGGUUUCUGUUGAGUAUAGGAAGUCAAACCUUUCUCUUUUAAUGGGAACAGAUAAAGAAAACUUGCUGUCACACACCACAGUAGCCUACAGGUGUAUAUCCUACCGUCAUACCUUUCUUCUUUUGCUGCUGUCCCUUGUGGCAGUUUCCUUGUGCACCUAGAAGAAUUAUCUAAACUCCCUCUUGUUUUAAAAUUAAGAACUGUAUGAUGAUUGUGCUACAUUUUUCAGCAAAUUAAGAAUGUAUGUUGUUGUGCAUUCUAUAGUAUUCUAUCCACUACUUAAGGUUCCCCAGAAAUUUUCAAGAUCUUGAAGAUAAACUUGUUAGGAAAGUUUAUUAUUGUAAAUAAGGUGUUUUUUUUAUUUUGACAUCUUUUUACAAGUUGAAUGCAUUUGUAUGUAAAUACCUGCAACAUUGAUUUUUUAAAAAAUUCUCAGAUUUUUAUUAAAUGUAAAAUUAUAUUGAUUGUAAACAUUGUAUAGAUAUAAACAAAAUAGUAUUUUAUUUUUAAACAUGUACAGUUUGUGCACUAUCAUUUUGUGUUCUGCUUGUGUUUUAUAAUUCUUCCCCUGCAGGAAAAACAAAAAGCAAAACAAAUUAUCUUACAUUUAAAUACCCAAAUUUAAGACUGUAAUUUUUAAGAAGGUAAACAACUAAAAUGUCCAGCAAUUCUGUCUGUGGUUUCCCACUAAUUUGUUCCAAUUUCAUUGUCCACCUGCUCAGCCAUAGUGAGAAACUCAAAAUAGCCAAGCUGAUUCUUGGACACAAGAUAAAAUGUUGUAAAUAGUGGGUCAGAGCAUCGCUUUGAUUGCUAUGCAAAGACAGUAGUUUGCUGGUAGUUUUCAGAUCUAUUGAUCAGCAAGUUGUUUAGGGAUAGGAAAAUGCAUUUGGGGCUGCUACGUUUCUAGAAAAUGUGACUUGGAGUACAGUGUAUUUGUGUUGUGUAAUGCUUUGGCUUGAUUCCAAAAAGAGACCUAGAACAGUGUUUUUCAAAUAUGGCAACUUUAAGAUCCUAACUGGGAAUUCUGGGAGUUGAAGUUUAGACAUUUUAAAGUUGUCAGGUUUGAAAAACACUGACCAAAAACAUGCUUUAGAAGAGAGAUGGUUCCUUUGCUGAAGUGCUAUAUUAGCAUUCUCGCAUCCUUUUGGAAUCAGAUGCAAAGCACCACCCAGACCUCUGGAUG
This is a messenger RNA of Crotalus tigris (Tiger rattlesnake), 13548 nucleotides long. RefSeq names its product upstream transcription factor family member 3 (gene USF3). Gene Ontology annotation, molecular function: protein dimerization activity. Lineage: Eukaryota; Metazoa; Chordata; Lepidosauria; Squamata; Viperidae. The record is from RefSeq and is a predicted model, not a curated record. Bases 2983 to 9642 code for a protein of 2219 amino acids. The transcript is spliced from 6 exons.